Bacidia gigantensis is the source of this 2367-nucleotide messenger RNA. RefSeq lists its product as uncharacterized. The record is from RefSeq and is a predicted model, not a curated record. Lineage: Eukaryota; Fungi; Ascomycota; Lecanoromycetes; Lecanorales; Ramalinaceae. Bases 1 to 2367 code for a protein of 788 amino acids. Gene Ontology annotation, cellular component: microtubule; cytoplasm; membrane. Gene Ontology annotation, molecular function: GTPase activity; GTP binding; microtubule binding. The transcript has 3 exons.
AUGGGUGACAGCAACGACAAGAGUGACUCGAUGCAGCCUCCAAUACUGCAGUCGAAAGAUCAUGGCCAACUUCUUGAUGUCAUCGACCAGUUGCGUUCCUUGGGGAUGGACCGUCAUGUGCCACUCCCCCAGCUUGUGGUCUGCGGUGAUCAAAACUCUGGCAAGAGCUCCGUGCUUGAGGCCAUAUCAGGUGUCCGAUUCCCCACGAAAGAAACUCUUUGCACUCGCUUUGCGACAGAAUUGAUUCUUCGUCGUGACCCAGCGACAAGCGUCAGCGUCAAGAUCCGACCGAGCGAAGAGCGAAGCGCCGAAGAAAAGAUGAGACUAUCUGAUUUCCAAGCGCCGACCACUGAUGUUGAUAGACUCUCAGAUCUCAUCGAAGCAGCCAAAAAUGCUAUGGGUCUGAGUUCUGAAGGCAUGCGCUUCAGUGAGGAUAUCCUUCGGAUUGAGCUUUCUAGUCCAACUCAACCCCAUCUCACACUCGUCGAUCUUCCAGGUCUUUUCCACUCUCCAAACAAGCAACAGACUGCUGAGGACGCUGUUCUGGUGAAGAACUUAGUGCGAUCGUACAUGGCCAAUAAAAGGAGCAUUAUACUCGCCGUAGUGACUGCAAAGAAUGACUACGCAAACCAACUGGUGACUGACAUGGCCCGUGAAUACGAUUUGAACGGCGCCCGAACUUUGGGUAUCAUCACGAAACCCGAUACACUUCUUCCGGGGUCUGAUAGUGAGAGAUCCUUUUUUGGUCUUGCCAGAAAUGAUGAUGUAGCUUUUCGACUUGGCUGGCACGUGCUACGUAACCGAGAUUUUGACACAAAAGACCAUACCGUUGCACAGCGCGACCUUGAAGAGGAGAAAUUCUUCGCACAUGGCAUCUGGACAUCUCUUCCAGCGACCUCUCUAGGUAUCAAGCCAUUACAGUCUCGCUUGAGCAAUGUCUUGAGAGAUCAAAUUCUAGCAGUGCUUCCAAGUUUAAUUGCGGAUGUUGAGAGCGGCAUUCGCGAUUGUGACAGCCGUCUGAGCAAGCUUGGAGUCGCACGAGAAACGAUUGUUGAGCGGCGAUUGUACCUGGUUCGAGUCAGUCAAACAUUCUCUAGUCUGAUUAAGGCCGCUAUCGACGGGGUGUACGCCGACGACUUCUUUGGGGAUGCAAUGACAGACGAUGGAUACAACAAGAGACUUCGAGCGAGUGUCAACAAUCUUUUGUUGAAGUUCGCGGAAGAUGUGCGCUUGAAAGGCAAAAGCCAAGUCAUUGUGGACGGCGAAUCUCGAAGCAACCUACAUGAUACUAACAAAAUCAACAGAUCAGAUUAUCUCGAUCAUGUAGGAAAGCUAAUGAGCAGAAGUCGGGGGCGUGAGCUACCCGGGACAUUCAAUCCUUUAAUCAUCGGCGACUUGUUCUUCGAGCAGUCGAAACCCUGGGCAAAGCUUGCGGAGAAGUACUGCAAACGGAUCCUCGAAGCUAUACAGACUGCCUUGCAGCUGAUGAUAGAUGUUACCGCAGACUCGACCACUUCGGAAGGUCUUCUCACUGAAUUGCUGUAUCCAGCUGUUGAAGGCUGUUCGCAGACGCUGCAUGACAAGGUAAAGGAGCUGAUUCGACCCCAUCAACGUGGUCAUCCAAUUACCUACAAUCAUUAUUUCACCGAGACUAUCCAAGACGCCCGUCGUGCGUUUCGAAAAGAUUAUCAGACUCGCCGCAUCAAUAAAUUCUUCGGCUGUCGUACCGUUGGCACUUCACAGCAUGUCACCGACCCAAGCGAAUUUGACACCGGAGCACUAGUCGACUCGCUAGGCCAACCGUCCGAGAAGAACAUGGAUCGAUAUGCGUGUUCAGAAGCAAAUAAUUUUGCAGUGCUUGCCGUCGAGAACUGCGUUUUGGAUCAGUUGACGGACGUACUCUCGCCAGAGAAAAUCUUGAAGCUCGAAGAUACUGUGGUCGACUCAAUCGCGGGAGAGACCGAGGCUUCACAGCUAGAGAGGCGACGCACUCAAGAGAAAGUAGGGACACUGAAUGAUGGUCUUGUCAUACUCAAUCGCUUCGGUCGACAGCAUGCUUCAGGUACCAAUGAACAUGCGUCUUUCGAAGAUUCUGGUUCGAUUUCGAGGGCUCCGAGCCCUGUUCACAUCGCAACAGAUGAAGAAGUCGAGGAUACGGAACCUCCACCCGAACUUGCAACGCCCACAGCCCAAGAGGAUGUAAUCCUGGAAGCUGCUCCGCAAGCAGAAAUUGUUGAAGCGACUCCAGAUGGAUGGGGAUUUGGCAGCAGUAAGAAGAAAAAAGGAAAGAAAACGAAAGGUUACAGUUUCGAUGAACCUGCGGCUCCAGAAGAAUCAGAAUGGAGCAAUUUCGGCUUUAAAGGAUAA